AAACUUGCAACAAAUAAUGUGUGUGGAGUGUAGAUGGUGAUGAGGAUGAGGAUGAGGAUGAUUGGGUGUCGCUCCCACUAGUGGUGUUUGGUGAACUUGAUUCUCUUAGAAGAAUCUGUUUGUCGAUGGCUAUGCUUUUCCCUUUCCCUUUCCCUCUGUUUGUAAAUAGGAAUUGUAAUAGUGAUAUAUAAGCUCUCACUCUAACGCGGUCGUUUUUCUUGCAGUUGCAGUUGCAGUUGCAGGUUAUAUUAACUGUGAAUUUCAUUCACAAAACUUUUGCUUUUUUUUUUUUAUUGGGGAUACAUAGAUGGGUUGCUUUUCGUGUUUCUCGAGUUCGAGGGAGGAUCACAACCUCAAUCCAAGGCACCGCCAACCCAAUCCACCUAUACCUUCUCAAAUUUCCAGAUUGCCCUCUGGUUAAAAAGUUACGGUCUAGAAGCAAUGGAGGUUCCAAAAGGGAACUGCCUGCUCCCAAGGAUGGACCUGCUGUCCAAAUUGCUGCUCAAACUUUUACUUUCCGUGAACUUGCAGCUGCAACCAAAAACUUCAGGCCAGACUCCUUUGUAGGGGAAGGUGGUUUUGGAAGGGUCUACAAAGGGAGGCUCGAAAGCACUGGUCAGAUAGUUGCUGUUAAACAGUUAGACAAAAAUGGUCUUCAGGGGAAUAGAGAAUUCCUUGUGGAGGUUCUCAUGCUCAGUCUUCUACAUCACCCUAACCUUGUGAAUCUCAUCGGAUACUGUGCAGAUGGGGAUCAGCGCCUCCUUGUUUAUGAAUUUAUGCCAUUGGGAUCAUUGGAAGAUCACCUUCACUAUCUUCCCCCUGAUAAGGAACCACUAGAUUGGAACACUAGGAUGAAAAUAGCUGCGGGUGCUGCAAAAGGAUUAGAAUACCUGCAUGAUAAGGCAAAUCCUCCUGUCAUUUAUAGAGACUUCAAGUCAUCUAACAUAUUACUUGAUGAAGGAUACCACCCAAAGCUUUCUGACUUUGGUCUUGCAAAACUUGGUCCUGUUGGUGACAAAUCACAUGUUUCUACCCGUGUCAUGGGAACUUAUGGUUACUGUGCUCCUGAGUAUGCAAUGACUGGUCAACUAACUGUGAAGUCAGAUGUAUAUAGUUUUGGGGUGGUCUUCUUAGAGCUGAUCACUGGCCGUAAAGCAAUUGACAGCAGCCAGCCCCAAGGAGAACAAAACCUUGUCACAUGGGCACGUCCAUUGUUUAAUGACCGCAAGAAGUUUUCAAAGUUGGCUGAUCCAAAUAUGCAGGGACGGUUUCCCAUGCGGGGUCUUUACCAGGCUCUGGCUGUGGCUUCAAUGUGCAUUCAAGAAUCAGCUGCCACUCGUCCUUUGAUUGGAGAUGUGGUGACAGCCCUCUCAUAUCUGGCCAACCAAGCAUAUGACCCCAGCAAUGCUGGGCAUGGUCAUAGAGGGUCUAGUGAUGAUAAAAGGAACAGAGAUGAUAAAGGUGGAAGAAUAUUGAAAAAUGAUGAAGCAGGAGGAUCUGGACGCAGAUGGGACUUGGAAGGAUCCGAGAAAGAUGACUCCCCACGAGAAACUGCGAGGAUAUUAAACAGAGAUCUAGAUAGAGAACGUGCUGUUGCUGAAGCCAAGAUGUGGGGAGAGAACUUGAGACAAAAAAGGAAACAACAAAGUGUGCAGCAGGCCAAUUUGGAUGAUUCUAGCACUUAUUAGUUUCUUUCCCAAGCACCAUAUUUUACAUCUUGGCUUCCUCAGUUUUCUUUCUUCUGGCUACGUUUGGUGGAAACUAUUGGGAGUUCAUCUUCCAUUGAGCAGAUGUUGAGUAAUUCGUAUAGCCAUUUUGGCCAAAGACUGGGUUCUAACUUGUUUAGAAUCUGGUUAGCUGCCAUUUCUUGCAAUGUCUGCAACUGGAAUGAACCUAAUUACAAAAUCUAUUCUAACAGAACCUUUUUGGGCACUGUUUUCCCUUAUUUCUUUACUGUACUUUCUGCCUGAAUCUCUGUAAAUCGCUACACGGAUAAAAUGCUGCUUCCAUAUGUUUAUGCCAAUCUAAGUAGUCAGCGAUUAUUGUAAUCAACUAACGUGUAAUAAUCGUAAUUAUAAUGUAGCCUUCUACUUCGGCUAAUGAUGGAAAUUUUUUGCGUCUUCAUUCUUUAAUGAAAGUUGACCAAAAAAAAAUUUCUUUAGUGAAAGAGUGGGAACGAUUGUCGUUUUGCUUUUGUGAAUUAAGCCACUUUGACAAUGUGAUAGCCAUGGAUGUCGCUUAUAAUCGAUCAAUCAUGUACUAUGGUCUAAGGUAUCCCAUCUGUUUUGAGGUUCAAUGACAGUAGCUUCUUUG
Molecule: messenger RNA, 2313 nt
Organism: Abrus precatorius (Indian licorice)
Lineage: Eukaryota; Viridiplantae; Streptophyta; Magnoliopsida; Fabales; Fabaceae
Product: serine/threonine-protein kinase PBS1
Exons: 5
Coding region: 690-1688 (332 amino acids)
Biological process (GO): protein phosphorylation
Molecular function (GO): protein kinase activity; ATP binding
Source: RefSeq, a predicted model, not a curated record